Eublepharis macularius is the source of this 1373-nucleotide messenger RNA. RefSeq names its product C-reactive protein-like. The transcript is spliced from 2 exons. The record is from RefSeq and is a predicted model, not a curated record. Gene Ontology annotation, biological process: innate immune response. Lineage: Eukaryota; Metazoa; Chordata; Lepidosauria; Squamata; Eublepharidae. The coding region runs from base 113 to 808 and encodes 231 amino acids. Gene Ontology annotation, molecular function: complement component C1q complex binding.
GUUCUGUGCCACCAUUUGCGAAUCGGCUUCCUGCAGAAGGGGAGACUGGGGCAGACCUGACCAACUUUGUUUCUCAGACGCUGCUCCUUGGUUCCUUCUGUGGUUGCUCAUCAUGCAUAAGAAGUUUCUUCCUCUCCUCCUCCUUUCCAGCCUUUUGGGAUCUUUUGCCCAGGAAGAUCUUGGAAGGAAGGCAUUUGUUUUCCCAGUGGCAUCAGACACUGCAUAUGUAGUCCUGAAGACUAUCGUACAACGGCCCCUGACUGGCUUCACACUGUGCAUGAGAUUCUACACCGAACUUACCCGCACCUUCAGCCUUUUCUCUUAUGCGAGCGAGAGAAACUACAACGAGAUUCUCAUCUUUGUGGAGAAACCCAAUAAAUACAGUCUUUAUUUGUCUGACAGAGCUGUGACCUUUGACAUUCCAGAAAAAAUGACUGCUAAACUUGGCGGGGAGCACAUCUGUGUGAGUUGGGAAUCUGACACAGGAUUAGUGGAGUUCUGGAUGAAUGGGCAGCCUAUGGUCCGGAAGAGCUUGAAGAAAGGCCAUUCUAUCAGCACUGAGGCAUCCAUUAUCCUUGGCCAAGAGCAGGAUUCCCUGGGAGGUGGCUUUGACAUUGACCAAUCCUUCGUAGGGGAGAUCACAGAUAUGUAUAUGUGGAGUCGUGUUCUCUCUCCUGAUGAAGUAGUCCACACCUGGUAUAAUGAAGCUCUUCCGGACUGUCUGAUUAACUGGAGAUCAUUAAGUUACAACAUCACUGGUUAUGCCGCUAUUAAGCCUGCUUUGUUUUCUGUCCGCAGAGCUGGAUAGGAUUUGCAAAUCAGACACUGAUCUAAAGGUGGAAGUGACAACUUAACCUAAAAUUUAGAUAGAGAUUGCUCUGCUAAUUUCAGUUCUUUUUGCCCAAUGAAGACUUCCAUGAAAAUUCUAAGUGCGCAUUCUCCAAUAGAAGAUUUCAUUUUUCUUUUUAUUUGUUCAUGCACUUAUAUUGUUGAAAAUCAAGAACAAAAUUAAAUUAAUACAAAGUAUGAUAGAAGGGAAGAGUUAGGUAAUACAUGCUUAUAAUAAAAAUGUUAUUUGUUAAUAAAAACAUUGGCCGUUUUCACACUGUCUAUAAAUCGCACGAGACUCACAGAAGGCUGCCGGCUUUCUCGUGUGAUUUUUGACGCUAUCUGUUUACAAAACGCCACAAACAGUGAUUUAUGGCUCAAUUUAUAGACAGUGUGAAAACCGCCAUUAAUAGAUAUGAAGAUAGAUGGAAAGGAUAGGAUAACGAUAUUUAAACAGAAGUGAAAUAUUAAAUGUAAAUUUAAGUAUGUUCCAUAUAGAUGUAUGAUAUUGAAUUCAAAUGAUUAUAGUUUAUAUAACAUACUUU